AUGAUUAAACUUCAACUUUUCUCAUUGUUUCUAUUGAUUUUAGCUCAAAAUUCGCUGACCAAAAAAUCGAAAAAUGCUGCUCCUCGAAAAUUGGCAAUUUCUUUGGCUCACGAUUAUUUUCAAGCAAUUCAAACAUUAAAAAUCAAACAGCUCGAAAAAAUCGUCGAAUUUCCAAUUCGCUAUUAUUUUGGUGAAAAAUGUGCGCGAACUUAUCCGAAAAUUGUCGGAAAUUGGACGCUGAGUUCGGAAAAUAUCCAGAAGAAUUUGGAUCGAAUGAAAAAAAUGAAUGGGCUCGAAUUUAGACCCAAGAUGGUUGUAAAUGCUAAAUGGAUUGAAGAAAAUGGAAACAGAAUAUUGCAAUGGGAAUCGGCUAAACAAGAGAUGCAUAAAGAUCAGGAAAAUAUUAUGGUUUCACAAUUUCACGCCAAAAAGUUUCAUGGAAAAAUGAAAAUUUUCGAAUUUGGAAGUGUUUGUUGA
Molecule: messenger RNA, 477 nt
Organism: Caenorhabditis angaria
Lineage: Eukaryota; Metazoa; Nematoda; Chromadorea; Rhabditida; Rhabditidae
Source: the annotation of a GenBank genome assembly